AUGGCUUCCUCACAACUCCAAAACGACAAAGGCAAUGGCAUGAGAAGAUUCCAACGCAAACGGAACUUUGAAAACAUCUUCAAUUUCUUCAAACUCUGCAGUGUUGUUCUCUUCAUUUUCUCCAACCCCAGUUGCUUCCCCUUGACCUCCCAAUCACUCUCCCACCUCCACGCUCUCUUUGCACCACUCUUUCACAACUCUCUCUACGCCUUUCUCCUCCUCAACACCAUCAUCCUCUUUCUCUACGCUUUCUCCAACAAAACCAACAACGUUGCCGACUCCACCAAUGUCUAUCGCCAAUUCAUCAACCACGCCCACUCUCGCCCCAGCAUAACUGCAUCGCAGGAACAACCUCGUAUUCUAGAACCUUCCCAUGUUGGAGACUCAUCAUCAUCAUCAUCAUCAUCAUCCCCGGUUUACGACGAAACUGUCGCGGCGGUUACUGAGACAACUACGUGUUGCACGACCGUCUCGACGGUUUCGGACAAGAAGCGUUACCCGAGGGCUCGGUCGGAGAAUUUUGAGCGGCGAAUGGUGGUGGCUACGCAGCCGGAGUUGAAGAGAUUUAACACUGGUUUGAAAGGGAAAUUGAAGAGCAAAUUGCGCGACGUGGAACAGUUGAGUAAAGAGGAAUUCAAUCGCGCCGUUGAGGAUUUCAUCGCCAAGCAUAAGAGAAUGCAAUUGGAGGAGCACAUAGGGUCCCAGAAAACAGAGUACUUGACAAUCAUGACUCAGUAA
Abrus precatorius (Indian licorice) is the source of this 738-nucleotide messenger RNA. RefSeq lists its product as uncharacterized. Lineage: Eukaryota; Viridiplantae; Streptophyta; Magnoliopsida; Fabales; Fabaceae. The record is from RefSeq and is a predicted model, not a curated record. Bases 1 to 738 code for a protein of 245 amino acids. The transcript has a single exon.